Molecule: messenger RNA, 1350 nt
Organism: Seminavis robusta
Lineage: Eukaryota; Bacillariophyta; Bacillariophyceae; Naviculales; Naviculaceae
Source: the annotation of a GenBank genome assembly
AUGAACGGCCAACGAACAUUGCUGCUGCUGCCUCUGCUGCUGCUACUGUUGUUAGUAGUAACCAACGCUCAAGCCGACCGCGGCGAUUGCUGUACGGAUGCUAGCUGUUCCAACGUGGUGGGCCAAUCGCAGUGUUACCGUCAGAAUGUGGAAAUGACAGUCUGCCAAGAUCCCCAAUUUCCCCUGCCUUACUUUCGCAAGUACUUGAAUGGCGUAGAUGAGACUGGUGGAACCAUGUGCGUCUACAUCCCCACCAAUGAGCUGCUGGGAGAAUGCUGCAUGACAUCCGAUUGCAAUCCCAACGGCGGAAUGUGUUACCCGUUGGAAACCGUCUCGAGUUGUCGGGCCAUGGUAGCGCAGGGAAUGAAUCUACCGUACUUUCGAGAUUUUUACAAUGGCAAUGCGUGUCACGAACUCGCGCGGUACGGAUCGUGCUGUUACACGGCGGAUUGCAACGAUGAAACUUGUCGAGGAUCCCUGCUCCCCGAAAUGUGUCAACCCAAGGGAUAUGCCUAUUUUAGAAAUCAUAAUAGUGGAGGCUGCGAAAGUGUGCGAUCUGGUGGAGAAGCCGAUCCUCACAUUCAGAAAUUCAAUGGCCGUUGGUUCGAUUAUCAAGGCGAGUGCGACCUGGUCAUGGCCCAUGUUCCGCAGUUCACACCGCAUCAAGCCCUCGACUUGCACAUUCGGACCAAAAUUCGAUACGACUACAGUUACAUUCAUGCGGCCGCGCUCCGGAUUGGCAAUGAUACUCUCGAAGUCGCCAGUUGGGGCAACUAUGCCGUCAAUGGCGUCGACACACCACGGCUCGAAGGAUCCAAACGCAUGGGCAGCACUAGCGACACGUUUCCAAUCUAUCAUCGACAACCGCAAGAGAAUCAUACCAUUGUGGAUAUUGUUCUGAGUCAAGAUUCCAACAUUACCAUGGGCAGUUUCAAAGACAUGGUCUUUGUUCGCUUUACGGGUGCGACGCGGUUUCAUUUUGGAUCGACGUUGGGAUUAAUGGGCAAUUUUCGAGGUGACAUGAUGGCCCGCGAUGGCACUACCGAUUUGUCAAACGAUAUCACGGUGUUUGGACAGGAAUGGCAAGUCCGUCCCGAUAUCGAUGUUCCUGGCAACGAAGAAGAAAAGACGCUCUUUCGAGCACUUGAUGGACCGCAGUAUCCAGAGGAAUCGUGUCGUCUGCCACCACCACAACGAUUGAAAGGAACGAGUGCCAGUAGUAGUAAGGGCGUGUCCAAGAAACAAGCGCAAGAGGCCUGCGCACAUUGGACCGAUCCUCAACGACAACAAGGAUGCAUUUCCGAUGUCUUGGUCACGGGAGAUAUCGACAUUGCGCGAGCCAUGGGAUAA